This is a messenger RNA of Salvelinus namaycush (lake trout), 471 nucleotides long. RefSeq names its product complexin-3-like. The record is from RefSeq and is a predicted model, not a curated record. Gene Ontology annotation, molecular function: syntaxin binding. Lineage: Eukaryota; Metazoa; Chordata; Actinopteri; Salmoniformes; Salmonidae. Gene Ontology annotation, biological process: synaptic vesicle exocytosis; neurotransmitter transport; regulation of neurotransmitter secretion. The transcript is spliced from 3 exons. The coding region runs from base 1 to 471 and encodes 156 amino acids. Gene Ontology annotation, cellular component: terminal bouton; SNARE complex.
AUGGCUUUUCUGGUGAAACAAAUGGUGGGAGGGCAUGUAAAGAACCUAACCGGGGGUUUGACUGAGGAAAAGCCCGAAGGAGAGAAAUCGGAAGCCGCAGCGGCAGGAAUGACCCAGGAGGAAUUUGAACAAUAUCAACAACAGUUAGAGGAGGAAAAGCAGGAACGAGAUGCUAGUUUUGCGCAGAAGAAAGCUGAGCGGGCAACAGUUAGAAGUCACUUCCGGGACAAAUACAGACUGCCAAAGAAUGAGCUGGAUGACACUCAGAUCCAGCAGGCGGGGGAUGACGUGGAGCUGCCCACAGAGCUAGCCAAGAUGAUCGCUGACGACAACAAGGAGGAGGCGUCCAAAACGUCUGUCCUGGGCCAGCUGACCAACAUCCAGAAUGUGGACAUGGACCAGCUGAAGGACAAGGCCCAGGCCACGCUGGAAGACCUCAAACAGUCUGCUGAGAAGUGCAAUCUCAUGUGA